Messenger RNA from Betta splendens (Siamese fighting fish), 2882 nucleotides. It is a transcript of the gene eogt, whose product is annotated as EGF domain-specific O-linked N-acetylglucosamine (GlcNAc) transferase. Bases 284 to 1861 code for a protein of 525 amino acids. The record is from RefSeq and is a predicted model, not a curated record. The transcript is spliced from 16 exons. Lineage: Eukaryota; Metazoa; Chordata; Actinopteri; Anabantiformes; Osphronemidae. Gene Ontology annotation, molecular function: protein N-acetylglucosaminyltransferase activity. Gene Ontology annotation, cellular component: endoplasmic reticulum lumen.
AUUUUACUCCUCACGUUAACUCUAUGGGAAUGUUUGACUGGCAGUUAUUUGGUCGUUGUGAAAAUAGCAUUGCAAAUAACUUCAAGUCAUAUCCGGCAGCUUUUCUUUUAGCACAUUCUUUUAGAUAUGAAAUGAUUUGUGAACUAUAUUUACCACAUUUUCACAGAUCGCAUUUUAGACAUACUUGAAUUCCACAAUGUGGAAAUUCUGGUGUUUUUAGCAGCAGCCUGACAGUUUACAGGACAAACAGAAAGCUGUCCUGCAUGUCUGUGCAAUUCUGACUAUGCUGCUCCUGGUAGCGCUGGGCAUAUCGUUGUUUUCCAGUGUGAUCUCUCCUGAAAAGGCGUCGAACAGCAGCCACAAAGCACCAACACCACCUCUUAACUACAGCAGGAUUUCCCUGCCACCGGAGCACGUACCCUACUUCCUCUACAACAACAAGAGGGUCGCCAAACAAUGCCGCCUGGACCCACUCUGCCCAUUUAAAGAUGCGCUGCUGGACUUAUCUGGCUGUUGGGGUUAUGAGAAGCAUUGUGAUCCUGGGAAGCGUUUUAGCUAUCCAGUCUGUAACAAGUUGGAUUCUGGAUGGGCUCGUUCACUGGAGGAAGCCCAGGAGCGUUUCUGGAAGCAGGCUGACUUUGGCUAUGUCAAGGAGCGCCUCUCGGAACUUAAAGUGCUGUGCAAGGCCAGCAAACCAGGAGACUCUUCAUUAAAAUGCAGCAGCCAUACAAGAUUCUGUAAGGCAACUAAUCUUUACCUGGACUUGCGGAAUCCUCGCAGAAGUCACGAGAGAUAUAAGGAGGAUUUCAUCCAGGAGGGUCAGAUUGGUGGUCGCUGCAGAGUGAACAAGCGAGCACUUGCUGAGGAGGGGGAUCACAAAAGCCCUUUGCAGUCGUGGUAUGCUGAGCUACAGACAUACACAGAACUGGACUUCAAUCCAAUAGAGCAAGACUACUGUGACAUCAUCGUUGAAAAACCCACUGUCUUUAUGAAACUGGAUGCUGGCGUGAACAUGUACCAUCAUUUCUGCGACUUUGUGAACCUUUACAUCUCCCAGCACAUUAACAACUCCUUCAGCUUAGAUCUCAACAUCGUCAUGUGGGACACAAGUUUUUACGAUUACGGGGAUCUGUUCAGUGAAACAUGGAAGGCUUUCUCAGAUUAUGACAUCAUCCACCUGAAGACCUAUGACUCAAAAAGAGUGUGCUUUAAAGAUGCCUUCUUCUCCCUCCUCCCAAGAAUGAGAUAUGGCCUUUUUUACAACACACCUCUUAUAGCCGAUUGCUCAAGUGAAGGGAUGUUCCGGGCCUUCUCCCAACAUGUUCUUCAUCGUUUGAACAUCCCACAAGAUGGGUCAAAGGAAGGGCGUGUUCGUGUCACCCUGCUGGAACGCAGCACAGCAUACAGAAGGAUAUUAAACCAAGUGGAACUGGUAAAUGCCCUCAAGACUGUGCCUUUACUGGAGGUCAGUGUGGUGGACUACAAAUAUAAUGAUGUUCCGUUCCUGGAGCAGCUGAAGAUCACCCACAACUCUGACAUCUUUAUAGGCAUGCACGGGGCAGGUCUCACACACCUUCUCUUCCUUCCUGACUGGGCUGUCAUCUUUGAACUAUAUAAUUGUCAGGAUGAGAGCUGCUAUCGAGAUUUGGCUGGGCUGCGGGGCAUUCGAUACGUGACUUGGCAGAAAAUGGACAAAGUGCUCCCACAGGACAAGGGUCACCAUCCCACCCUUGGGGACCAUCCAAAGUUUACCAACUACUCUUUUGAUGUCGGAGAAUUUAUGCGUCUUGUGCUGGAAGCAGCUGCUUAUGUCACACACCACCCCAAAUGGCAGCGCCGAGGCUUCCAUGAUGAACUCUAGCGUAUCAGACAGUGAAAGGGGAGGAUACAAAGCUUUGGCUUCUGAAGACCUCUAAAGAGCCGUGUACUAGUGUCUGGUCUAUUUGUUGUAGUAAAGUUUCCUCAUUUACUAGUAUUGUUACAUAAUGUGUCAGCGCUCUGCUCCAUUUCUAGGUCUGAUUGAGUGGAAGCAGUAUGACAGACAACUUAGGUUUGCUUCCAGCAUCUCUAUUAGAGUCAAGUGCGUUAAAGGACGUGGCUCAUGGAGGCUGAGCAAUAGGUCCUGCGUUUCUUCAUUAUCUCAGUUGCGCCUACUUCAUUUCACAACAACACAGUUGGCUAAUGAGCAUCUGUUACAGCAUCCCUUCACGUGUGACAUCCUGUCACGUUUGAUCAGCGUCACCUUGGUGGGAGCCUCUUCAGAGAUGUUGACAAUCACACUAGAGUUUUUGCGUGCAUGCAGCACACAACACUAUUAUAAUUGCAGUAUGACUAGAUUUGCAUAUAUAGAUUUUCUCUUCACAUCUCGCAACUUGUGGCAUUGAGCUAUGCUCAUGAGCGAACACUACGCCUGAAAUUAAGAGGCAGUUAUGUAACCUGUUUUUUGUUUCUCAAAAUAUAAUUGCAGUUUUUUUCAUCAGCUGAAAAUAACUUUUGCAAUAUUUCUUAUCUUUAAGUUUACAUUUUUUUAAUAUUGUCACAGAUGUUAUUUAAACAAGUUUUUCUUUUUGAUAAUGUCGUAUGUCUUUCCUAUUGUAAGUUUCUUUGAAUUUUAUCAAAGGAGGUUGUCAGAAGGGUUUUGUGUUUUAUUGUAAAUUACCCUGAAAGAGCUCAAUAUGCAUGCAGACUGAUGCAAUACACAAGUGUUUUGAGAGAUCAUAGGAUCAUUUUCGUGUUUCUCUGCUCCUCCUUGAGCUCGAUGUUUUAUUUAUCAAUGAAACCAUGUUGAACUGAGUCAGAUCUUUUUGAUCAGGACUUUGCUUUUUUGUAGUCAGAUUAAGGUGCUAUGUGAUGUUUAGAAUUAAAAAGUCCUAAAAAAAUGC